UGAAGGAUCGUUAGCGUUGCCCAUUACAGUGUUCCCUGAACCGGAGGAAGUGUGGCCUACUUGAGACCGAAACGCUUGUCGCCCCGAAUCAGAUUGAACUCGCCGUGUGUCUCUGUUAGGUCCUUCCUUAUGAUGAGACGCCAGCAGGCGCAGUACGCCGGCGAUUCAGGCGGCGCCAAUUCGUAUGGUGGCGGAGGCGGUGGCGCUGCGGCAGCUUCAAUGCACCACCACCACCACCAUCAUCAGCAGCAGCAGCCGAGUAGUGUUGGUGCUAGUGAUUUUGAAGGACGACUCGAAGCGUUCACACCCGAGAGGGAUAGCAAUCCUAAUCCUAAUCCAUACGCUACUUCUUCCAAACCAGAGGCCCAGUGGAGAUGGGAAAGAGAUGCAUCCAAUUCCAAAGCCUCCAAUCCAUUGACACCUCACAUGUUUAGUGAAGGUCAAGUGGGUGAUACAUCUAGAUCCUAUUUCCAGGGUCAAAGGUCCGAUCCAAAACAUGCUUUAGAGACACAGAGCAACAACGAUCCCCGAUCUCAACCUCAUAUUGAAGAUAUGGACCUUGGGUACGAGGAUAAGCCUUCGUCACAGUCCUUUGAAGUUCUGGAGCAGAAAUUCCUUGAUGACAUUAGGAAACUAACCAAGGAACAGAAUGAUGCUGAGGAUGCAGAAAAUGCUAGACACAGAGAGAAAAUUGGUACAAUCAAUUCUCAGUAUGAAGAACAAUUAGCAUCACUACGGUGCCAGCAUGCUGGCCGUAGAGAUGAUUUACUUCGGAGGGAAUCAAAUGCCCGGCAGCAUCAAUACCAGCAAUCCAUGAUGGAUUGUUACCCUAAAAGCAGCAUGGACUCCUCCGAUCUUCAUGGUUACAGUGGAAUUGCGGCCUCAGCUACUGCUGGCGAUACACGCAGAGGCUACGAAACUGACCAAUAUGAUUCUUACAGAGAGCGGGCUCGAUUUCUUGGGGGCUCCCGUGAUCAUGGGUUUGAGCCUAGGGGACCAUAUCCGGGAGGGCGUGUUUAUGAUACUGGCUCACGUUAUUACUAAUUCACUUUUUAUUUAACUUCUCCCUACGGGACUUUCUUCGCCAGGCAUAAGCAUAUCAGUGAAGCAGAUUAUAAGUGCAGGAUUACUACUGUUAUUUCUACUUUUGUUAAUACUUUUGUUAUGCAGUGGUGUUUGCGUGGAAUGCUUCUCGUUUAUGAAGUAUCAUAUUUUUUAGCAUAAUGUGCUUCUAUUCAUACCUCCACAAUUGUUAUAUGGACUUAAUUUUUGUAAAA
Rosa chinensis is the source of this 1277-nucleotide messenger RNA. RefSeq lists its product as uncharacterized. NCBI's taxonomy places the organism in Eukaryota, Viridiplantae, Streptophyta, Magnoliopsida, Rosales, Rosaceae. Bases 130 to 1044 code for a protein of 304 amino acids. The transcript has 3 exons. The record is from RefSeq and is a predicted model, not a curated record.